CUAACAGCUGACAAUUUUGGUUUUUUAGAUUUAUUGUGAAAACUUGUUUAGAUGGUUUUUUAAUAUUUAAUUUUUUUGUGUUAUCUGUGAAUGUGUGCAAAUUUUAUGACAUUUUGUGAAUGGCGAAUUUACUGAGGAAUAGUCUAAUGGUAGACACUAAUCAUUGUUUAAAAUCUAAUGGAACUAACUUAGGCGUUGUAUCAGGUGUAAUCGAGCCCAUUGAUUCACCGUUGAAGAUAUUUGUUCUUGCCAAGAGAAAAAUCAACAAUAUCUUUGUUGCUAUUGAAAGUUAUGUCGAAGAGAGUAAAAUAUUCUUGGAAGCCUGUCGUGAAGAUGUUUUGGAGGCAGAUGCAUUCAAUAAAGUGGUCAAUCUUGCUGAAAGAGUCUCCAACAUUCGAGAGGUUCUGCGAAGAGAUCACAUGAAAGUUGCCUUCUUUGGUCGUACAAGUAACGGUAAAAGCACGGUUAUCAAUUCUGUUUUGGGACGUAAAAUAUUACCCUCUGGUAUGGGUCAUACAACCAAUUGUUUUCUUCAAGUUGAAGGCUCAGAUACUGAUGAAGCAUAUCUAGUUUUGGAAAAUGCCCCCGAUGAAAAGUUAAACGUUGAAUCAGUUUCUCACCUAGCAAAUGCUCUCAAUUCAGAGAAAUUAGGUGAUGCUACGUUGGUUCGAAUAUUUUGGCCUAAAAAUAAGUGCUCUCUUCUUAGGGACGAUGUUGUCCUUGUUGAUAGUCCAGGAAUUGAUGUUUCCCCUAAUCUUGAUGAAUGGAUUGAUAAACAUUGUCUAGAUGCUGACCUUUUUGUCCUAGUUUCCAAUGCAGAAUCAACGUUAAUGCGGACAGAGAAAGCUUUCUUUCACAAAGUCAGUGAAAAAAUUUCUAAGCCAAAUAUUUUUAUUCUGAAUAAUCGUUGGGAUGCUGCUGCUAGUGAACCAGAAAAUCUGGACCGUGUUCGGAAACAGCAUACUGAUCGAAGUAUAUCUUUUCUUGCUGACGAAUUAAAAGUUGUGUCCCGCAGUGAAGCUCCAGAGAGAGUUUUCUUCAUUUCAGCUAAAGAAGUUUUGAUCUGGCGUACCCAAGAAUCCCCAGAUAGUAUUACUCCAACAUUUCCUGAAGGAUUCCAGCAUCGUUACUUUGAGUUUGAAAAUUUUGAGAGAAAAUUUGAGGAAUGUCUCUCCAAGUCUUCGAUUAAAACCAAAUUUGACCAACACGCGAGACGUGGAAACAGUAUAAUUGUUGAUUUGAGUCAUUUACUUGACACAAUUAACAAAAAUGCAACUAACCUAAGAAUAAAGAAAUCAAGUGAUCGCAAAGAGGAAUCAAAUCGUCUUGAGAUGACUAAUCAAAAGAUGCAAAUGUUAACCAAUGAAGUCAAGCACAAAAUAAUUUACAUAGUCGAGCAAACUGAGCAAAAGGUUAAUUUGGCCCUGAAGGAGGAAAUUCGUCGCUUAUCACUUUUGGUUAGUGAUUUUGAAAGGCCUUUUUCAGAUGAUCCAAACUAUGUACAGACUUAUAAGAAAGAACUUCAUUCACACGUGGAAAAAGGUUUAGAUUCAAAUAUGCGAGCGCGUCUAUCAACUGAAUUAUCAUGUUGUGUUGAAUCUGCUCAAAAAGAAAUGAUUGAGCGAGUGACACAGUUGAUUCCAGAGGAGCAAGCUAAAAGAAUUGACUUUUUAACAUUUAGAUCGAGACAAAGCUUUGAGAUUUUAUAUCGAAUCAACUGUGAAUCUUUAUGUGCCGAUUUUCAAGAAGAUCUGGAAUUUCGCUUCUCUUUUGGUGUUUUGUCAAUGAUUCGACGUUUCAGAAGUGGCAACUUUUUCUCCAAAGGAAACUCGAUUCCUCGAUCGGUACCCUCGACGGCACCACAGACACCAAGCAAUGAUUAUAAGUCAAUUCACCAUAAUUCAAGUAUAUCUGCUGAUGCUGACCUGUUACCUAUUAUUGAGAAAAUAUCUUUUCUCAGUGGAACCCAAUCGCAAACAACUAUUGGAGCUCUUGCUCUCGGUGGAUUUAUGGUUAGGACAAUUGGUUGGCGAGUGAUAGCAGUAACUCUUGGAGUGUAUACUUUCCUCUACUUUUACGAAAGGUUUACUUGGACUAACAAGGCCAAAGAAAAAGCUUUCAAGAAACAAUACGUUAACCAUGCUACUCGAAAAUUAAAGUUGAUUGUCGAUUUAACUAGUGCAAACUGUUCUCACCAAGUUCAGCAGGAACUGACCGCAACUUUUGCCCGUUUAUGUCACAUGAUUGACUCAAAUAUGAAAGACAUUCAACAAGAAAUCAACAAAUUAGAUGCUGAGAUUCGCCAAUUGGAAGAGAUUGCUAAUAGUUCUCGUACAUUAAAAAACAAAGCUAGCUUUUUAUCAACAGAAUUAGACAAUUUCAACGAAGUCUAUUUAAAUGAUGAAACUUGAAUUGCAAAAUAAAAAUUGGACUGAUUUUGCUUUUUUUGAAAAUUCCCCAUCAAACUUUCACCUCAACCACUUGACGAGAGGAAAAAAUGCGAGGAUGAACAACGAAAAAUGAAUAAAAAUUACCCGUAAUGUCCGUAGUGAUCUUCAUGUAUACAAUUUAUUAACUUUUAAAUGUAAAAUUAUUAGUGAUGAUAAUUUUGUCAUGCACUUAGAUGUUCAAUCAAAAAGCUUUCUUCUCCCCUUUUUCCUUGUUGGGCAUGGAUUGUAAAAUAUCUACAUUUGUUGGCAAUGAAUCUACUUCAAUUAAUUAAGCAGAAUUAUCAACCCAUAAAAGAAUAUAUAUAUUGUACUAAAAAGUAAAUAAAAGAAUAUUGACUGUCAA
Molecule: messenger RNA, 2793 nt
Organism: Tetranychus urticae (two-spotted spider mite)
Lineage: Eukaryota; Metazoa; Arthropoda; Arachnida; Trombidiformes; Tetranychidae
Gene: Marf
Product: Mitochondrial assembly regulatory factor
Biological process (GO): mitochondrial fusion; mitochondrion localization
Cellular component (GO): mitochondrial outer membrane
Molecular function (GO): GTPase activity; GTP binding
Source: RefSeq, a predicted model, not a curated record